Molecule: messenger RNA, 2853 nt
Organism: Pseudophryne corroboree (corroboree frog)
Lineage: Eukaryota; Metazoa; Chordata; Amphibia; Anura; Myobatrachidae
Gene: BRAT1
Product: BRCA1 associated ATM activator 1
Exons: 14
Coding region: 83-2572 (829 amino acids)
Biological process (GO): positive regulation of protein phosphorylation; cell population proliferation; DNA damage response
Cellular component (GO): nucleus
Source: RefSeq, a predicted model, not a curated record
GGCUAGCCUCUUCCAUCUCUGUGGCACGGUGUGCUUGCUGUCCUGCUGUAGUUGUUGGGUCUAGUCUGUAUCACAGUGCAGCAUGGAGAGGGAUCCUGGGCUCAGAGAGCGCCAUAUGGAUGCGCAGUGUUUCCAGCUGCUGCCUGACGUCUGUGGGAUACUGGCUGACAGCAGGCAGCUUAUGACCGAUGACUCAGUCUACGAGAAGCUGCUGGAUUGGUUCAAGUCUUUGCUUAUGACAGUGCCUCCCGAGAUGUUGCUGGAUGAGAAUCAGUGUGUGGCAGGACUUCUUCAGCAGGUGCUCAGAGUGGGAGAGACAGAUCCAAGCCUCCUCGCCUUUUCCAUGAGAUUAGUAGGGAUGCUGGCGGCUCAGGAAGGAGGAUUUAAAUAUCUGCUGGCUGAUAAUAUUGUACAUGAUAUGUUUGGGCAGUAUAGUCACACUAACUCUACGUGGAAGGAUGCCUCAGUUAGAAGAGCCUGGAUACAAGGCCUGCUCAGUAUGGUACAGCAUCGGGAGGCGGUACAGUUGUUACAUACAGCCGGAGUAUUAGAGCUGAUGUUGGAUCUAUUGAUGGAUUCCAGCCUGUUUGUGGCACAUGCAGCCAAUGACCUGGUAGCUCACGUUUUCAUCACGUGUGUGAAGCUGGAGGGACACCUAGAUGGCGGCAGUGUAUCCAAUUUACCUGAUAUGGCACAAACAAUCUUCAGGCGUUUAGAGAAGCUACUCACCUCCGGUAAUUCCCAGUUGGUCAACCAGUCCCUGAGAUCUCUGACCGCCAUCUUCAGAGACUGCACCGAUUCACUGGCUGAGAUUCUCUGGCCCCGGACAGCAGAGCUGAUCGUGUCUCUCCUGGACCAGAAACCUAUUCAUGCUGCACCUCAUCUGGAGGGACUGCUUCUUGCCGUGACCAGAUUCCCUGAUUUCUGUAAUGCUGACUGUGAUCUAUGGAUUGUGAUGAAACGUGCACUAAAUAUCCUAAAUCCUUUCCAUGCUGGUUCCCUGGCGUUUGGUAUUCUGAGAUUAAAGCAGUGUCCUCAAGAUGUCGGUCUGCAAGCUGCGUGUGUGAUCCUCCACCCGCUGGACUGUGUGCUGAGGAUUUCAUCUGAAAAUACCGGACAGCGAGGUUUUCUAGAUGAACCAGUGUCUGAUCCUGUCAUUGUGAGAAAUCUCUUAUCUACAAAGUCUUCGUGUGUCAGCCUGUUGUGUCAGAGCCUGAGCCACCUGAUGGAGCUGUGCGAGAGGGAUGGCUUCCCCAUGCAGAUCCCCCAUGCCUCUGUGCUGUGCUCUGUGGUGUCCGUUUUGCAGUUCAGCAUCGGCCAAGCAGCUUGCUCUUCAUCUACUGGUUCCCACUUCUGCAGGUUCCUGAUAGGUUCCCUUCGAGUUCAAAGGUCAGCGCUGGAUGCCAUCGGAGCUCUGUCAUGCUGGCCAUUGAGAGCAGAUAUCUUGGCAAAGACAUACAACGUACUUACUGCUUAUCUUGAGAGCCCAGAGACAGACCCAACAGUUCUGAAAAAGGCGUUUCAGGCAUCAUUGAAGUGGCUCCAGGCCUCUCGCACAUCUGAUGAGCACUGGGAACAAAGCAACUCUUUCCUCCAAGCUCUCUGCCCCGUGUUAAUGAAACGGUGCUGCAGCCCAACUUGGGAGGUUCGGGAUUCGACAUUAGAAUUUGUCACUCAUGUCGCAGAAGCUGUUAAAGACCAAGGAGAGUUCGGAGAACUUCUGAGUUCCUCUGGAAUUCCAAAGCUUGUUUUAGAUCUUCUUAAAGACCCAGAGAGUUACGUUCGAGCCAGCGCUGUGAUCUGCAUUGGUCAUAUUAUUGGUAUUGCUCCCAUUUACAAGACUGUAGGCAACUCCAUAUCUGCGGAACCUUUAAAAAGAGAGGACCUGGUGCUAAACCUAAUGGACAUUUUAUGUCAGGAUACCGAAGGGUUCCCCCGAAGGGCUGUUGUGAGGGUGUUCACCGAUUGGCUGAGGAAAGGUGACAUGCAGAAUUUUCAUGACGCAGAGAACCUGCUUUCCCGGAUACUGGAGGUGACGCUCAGUGACUUGGAUUGGGAAGUAAAAGUGAACGCAUUGGACCUGGCUGACGUCUUCAUAUGCAAGACAUUUGCGUUGGGCACUGCCUACAGUCUCCCGUACACUAUAGGGUUACCUGAUAGUAAAAGCUCAAUCACUGAUGCAUUGUUACAGUGUAAACAAAUAGGGCUCUUCCAGUUUUUACUGAGUUGCCUGUGUGACUGUGACAGACCUGUGGCCUUAAAAGCCUGUGACAUUCUCCUGUGUGUAAAGACAGAACUGUGUGAGGGAAACUCUUGUACUGCAGAACUGUAUGGCCGAGACUGGCUGGAGCAGGCACUUAAAGACCAGCGCAUCACAGCCGAGGCUGGUAAUGGUAAUGUGCAGCAUGACACAAGCUGGGUGCUUGACGUCUUAAAGAAAAUCGAUUUCGACAACUUGAAAUGUUCCCUGUCAAAGAGUAGUGAUUAUUUACAUGAAACGCCGCUGUCACUCCUGCAGGACAUCAAAGCCACCUUUUGGGGUGGGGAGGAGCAUGAUGCCGACUGCUACUGAUGAUGGACAUCCAUCCUGUCUAAUGCAGUGUCAUCUAGAUUUCAUUUAUAAAUAGUAUGAUGCUACUGAAGUGUUGCUGGUUCCUCGGUCAGAACUUCCAAUGCUCAGCACCUGGAACUGUUCCGUCAGUUUCUCUGUUGCUGCAUCGGAAUCAGUGGUGUUCACACAUCACAAGGGCUGCUGUGGACACUGAUAAAACGUUCAACACCAUAAGGCAAUAAAGCUUGUUUAUUAUUAAUAAUAAUAAAAAACAGUAACGUAUGUAGCGUAACCCACUGUAA